AUGACAGCAUGGGCAAGCAGCUUCCAAAGCUCGUUCGAUUCGCUAUCAUCGCCUCCAAGCUCUGAUGUUGCUCUUGGUUAUUUGAUCGACUUUUGUUUACUCCACAACGUCGGCUGUCAAUAUUCUGCAGCUCUGGCGGCUGCUCUAACCUUUCCAUCUCUAACAAAUGCGAGUCUCCCCCUCCCAAGCUUUAACGAUUCAUGUGUAUCGAGUCAAAUAGCGACGGCCGACAUUUCCUCACCACCAAGAAUCUCCCAGGCUCCUCCCUCUGGGCAUGUCGACAUGAAAGACGAGAUCCUCCAAGAUUUUACGCUCCUACCUUACUAUAUGACUCUAAGCUGUAGUAGACGGGGUAUACAGUCGCUUAUUUGCAACACAUUUUUCGAUCCUCAUAUACCAUGCAACCUCGUCAGUGCAUGGGUUCAACCAAUAUUUGAAGUCCUGGACCCUCUAAUUGCCAAAAAGGAUUACACGGUUCUUGCGAUGGUCCUGGGCAGACAACGGCCGAACAUUGUGGCCCUCUGGACUGGUGCUAUUGUCACUGGGAUGUCGCAAUUAUAUCCUACAUACUGUCGGAAUAGGCUUUUCCCGAUCGAAAUCCACUCUGCAGCUUGGACAGACGCAACGCAAACGUUUAUGAGUCUAGAUCCUCGGCCUCUUCUAGGUUGCGAUCGUAUAUACCGAUCUGAUGAAUGUCGAUUACUUUAUCUCGCAGGAGAAGAGUUGAAUUCUCGCCUCCCCAUCUGCCCUUGGCCCCCGUUUGGCACUACAGCUCUUUCUGACACUGAUAUCUGCUUGGUCCUGGGCUUAAGAAAUGGUGGUAAAGUACGAGACCCAGGCUUCUCCAGCGACACAACGAAACAAAGCGCGUAUGCCACUGUAGAUGAUACAAUCACUUUGGAUAGCCCCAAGGAAACUGCCCUGGUGAGUGAGACCAUUUCGGCGGCGAUGACACAAAGCAUAUUUGGCUGGCUACGGAGUUACGGAUGGCCUGCCGCAGAGAAGGCUAUAUACAGCCACUCAUGGAUCCCCUCAGAAGGACCAGACGAUGAAUCAGACGAUGGUCCAGAAGAUGAUGUAAGUGAUCCGGGGAAGGCCAAAUAUACAAGUGACAAGUUCGAAAGAAUAGCAGCUUGGCUCGAGCAAUGUGGAAAGUAA
Messenger RNA from Venustampulla echinocandica, 1158 nucleotides. RefSeq lists its product as uncharacterized. The transcript is spliced from 3 exons. The record is from RefSeq and is a predicted model, not a curated record. NCBI's taxonomy places the organism in Eukaryota, Fungi, Ascomycota, Leotiomycetes, Helotiales, Pleuroascaceae. The coding region runs from base 1 to 1158 and encodes 385 amino acids.